AUGAAGCGGAAUUUGCUCGGCACUAUUUCAGUUUAGACAAGAACCGGUUUUGCGAGGAACCUCCUUUGGGCUCUUUAUUGCUUAACAUAUCACUUAUCAAAUGUGGUUUGAGUAAUUAUUAUAACAUUUCUCAUACACUCGAUUAUUCUAAAUGAGAUUCUAAAUGUGUCUAGUUGCUUGGAGGUGAACAAGCGGAAAGUGAAAAAAAGGAAGAUAACAACCCAAUUGCUGAUGAAGAACAUGGAAUUGAGAUGAGUGAAGAUUUUGAAGGUGAAACUCAUGAUGUCGAGAAAAGUGGCGAAUCCAGUGACGAGGAAGAUGAAUCUGGGGAUGAAAGUGAGAAUCUGGAGCAAAAAAUGGGAGAUGUUGAUGGAGCUGAUGAGACGUUAGAUGAAAAAUUAUGGGCUGAUUCAGAUGAAGAAGAUGAUAAUGAUGAGAAGGUAUUCUGUCAUUUUGUUGUAUGUGUAUUUCAUAAUUGCUGCCUUUUAUUGCAUCUCAUCUAAGCACUCAAAAUUGCACAGUACAAUCAUCACCCCCUCCUGCAAAAUACAGCUAAAUCGUACAGGUUUUUUCAGGAAACUGAACAUGAUUAACAAACUUAUUGCCAUCGAGAGAAAAAGCGUCCAUUGUGACCUAGCACUGAAUAUCACACCUGAUGUCUGUUGUACUUACAGUAUAUUAGACCGCGAGCAGUCCCUUGGGAAAAAGGAGGGACUGCCGACAACGCAUCAAGAAACGAAAUACGCGUUGCCCACACAACGCAAAAUCCCCAUUGGUCGAGAUCGAUGUGCCUGUCAAUCACAUCUGAUAUGUAGUAAUAAUAUGCUAUAAAUAAUUUCCAGACUGAAUGUUGAUUUUAUAAAUAAACACCACAUUAACGGUUCCUAUUGGAUAGAUUUAAUUGGAUAUAAGUAAUGUUUAUGCAAAGGCGGAGCCAACUUGACAAGAGCGAAAAGUGGACGUAUUUGAGGCAUUUCGUUUCUUUAUGUGUUGUCGGCAGUUCUUCCUUCCCAUCGUACGCCCGGGAAGCUAAACCCGUGGAAAGGAGGGACCGCUCGCAGUCUAACAGUAUAUCCGUUUUACACCUCCCUCAAAGUGUACUGUCUAGCCAAUUGCCGAGCGAAUUAAGUUGCAAAUUACUUACAAUAGGAUGAUGUAGAUGAACGAGGCGCAGGAGCAGAGGGUGAAGGGCAAAGUGAAAUGGUUGCAAAAGAAGAAAAUCAAGGUAAAAUAUGAUUUCAAUGGACCUAUUGCCUAACAAACAAAAUUUUGAUCUAGACAAGUCUAGACACAGAUUUCAUCACAACUUGAAAGAGCAUCACAAGUAGUAAUAUUUCGAAGUUUCGUUGCGAAAUGUUGUAAAAUGCAGAUAAUAUAGCCCUGCGAAGUUUGCCGUUUUUCAGUCAUUUUGUAUUACGAUACCUUUUUUUAGAAAGCGGUACCAAUUUCCCGUGCUUAAUACAAAAUGACUGAAAAACGGCAAACUUCGCAGGACUAUAUUAUCGGCAUUUUACAACAUUUCGCAACGAAUUUUUGUCUAGACUUGUUGAGAUGGAAAUUUUGGUUAUUAGGCAAUAGGUCCAUUAAAUUCAAUAUUACGGCUUGCGAGAAACUGUGUUCUGAUACAUUUCUGUAUCAGCCCACUAAACACUUUAAAACGCAAUUAAAAUCCUGUUAAAUAUAUAUGUGCCAUGUUGGCAAACACAUAGCAACAUGAUAGGUAACACUUUUAUUUUGGCAUGUUUGUCUGCUUAAAUUCUACGCAUAAUCAUCAUCAAAAUUAGCCAUACCAUACCACACCAAGUGCCAUUUCUUUUGGAGUCCCACGUUUACUCCCUGAGACAAAGUUGACAAGGUGGGUUAGAUUCGUCUGAAUUUAUAUUGAAGUUUUUCAACUAACAAAUCUACCAUAAUAUUGCUUCCAGUGAAAAUAUGAAAAACGUUCCCAGGAAAUCAUAACGUUUAUUCCCUAGGUUCAAGUAAGGAGAGCAAAAGUAAGCCAAAGACGGACAAAAUGGAGGAAGAUGAGAUAAAUGAGUUAGGAAAAGAUGAAGACGACAUCGGAAACCUGGAUGAUAAUUUUACAGACAAUAAAAAUAAAAUGAAUCCUGAUGAUCCACAACCAGAGGAUAUAAAGCUUCCUGAAGAUCUGGAGUUAGACACUCAAGGGAGUGAUGAUGAUGGUAACGAUGAUGGUGGUGGUGAUGAUGAUGCCGGUGAUGUUAUGGAUGAUACAGCUGGUGAAGAAGGCAAAGGUGAAAACGAAGGUAAAGGUAACUAGCUUUCAAUUAAUAAUGUUCAAAUUAUGAUGAAGUUGAGAUGAUAAAGUUGAAAAUGAUAAUUUUGAAGUUGGGGAUAAGGAUGGUGAAGUUGGAGAUGAUUAUUUUGAAUUUGGGAAUAAUGAUGUUGAAGUUGUAGAUGAUAAUUGUGAAGCUAGAGAUGAUGAUGUUCAAGUUGUAGAUGAUAAUUCUGAAGUCGGAGAUAAUGAUGUUGAAGCUGGGGAGGAUGAUGGUGAAGUUGGAGAUGAUGAUUGUGAAGUAGGAGAUGAUGGCUGUGAAGAAGGAGAUGAUGAUUGUGAAGUAGGAGAUAAUGAUGGCGAAGUUGGAGAUGAGAAUGGUGAACUUGGAGAUUAUGAUGAUGAAGUUUGACAGGAAUUAAUUUGUCCAAGAUGUUCAGCUAAUCUCGUACUGAUUACGUUUAGUUGGUGAUGCCAAUAAUAGCGAUGAUGAAAGCGGUCUUCAAGUGAUUGAAGAUCAGGAAAGUGUUGAAGAAACGAACAAAGAAGAUGAAACGAAUGAAAAUCAAGAUGAAGCUGAUUUAGAAAAGGUUAACCUUAAUAUACAAAAAGGGAGCUUUUACUGUUUUUAAAUAUCCCGACGUAUCUUCAUCGAUCGAUAUUCUAAUUCCUAUAUUUUAUUCUAUGUUUUAGGAGGAGGAGGAAGAGGGUGAUGAUAAUGUGAAGGAGAAUGAGUGGAAAACAGAAUCAGAAACAAAGGUUCGUUUGAUACCCAGUUCGUUAAACUUAACGAGUUUCAUCUGUUCAAUGCAUAUUUAAUGGCUCUUGUCUUUUUGUUUUGUUUUAAAUCUGAACUUUGGGACAAGUAUUGACUUAUUUGAUAUGACUUGCUAGUGGAGGAGUAGUUGAAGCAAUAAUGAAGACUUUGUAUAUUUUCAAAACAUCUACACCUACAUUUAUUAAGUCGGUAAAAAUCUUUACAUAUUAUCAAACCAACUGUGAUACAUUUAAGAUAACUGAUGAAAAACUAUUAAAAGUUAAAACUUGCUUAGGGAUAAAAAAAGUUUGUUACUUCAUGUAACUCUUGAGUUCGCUCUUAAAAGUAUCUAUAGUUUCUGAUAAGACUAUUUCUUUAGGAAGACUAUUCUACUCACUUAAUGCCCUCGGAUAAAAAGAAUAUUUAAAAACGUCCUUUGUUGCUCGUGGUACUCUAUAUUUAAAUUUAUUACUAUUACCUGUCCGAGUUUCUUGACUCGAUAUCGAUACGUUCUCAGUAUUUAAGUUCUGUAGUCCGCGGCUAAUUUCACAUGUUUCCAUUUCAAACUACUGGUGACACUUUUACAUAUUUACAUGUCAGUCCACCAUCAGCAGUUAGUGGGUGAAAUUUUGUUAGAAUUGUUCUGAAUAAAUAUAUGAUUCUUUGGUUGUAGGGAGAGAAUGUUGAAUCAAUUGAGGACCAAGGCAAUCCUGAUGCAUCAUCAUCUGGCCUAUCUGCUGGCAAUGAGAGAUUUGAGCCUACGGAUAAUGAUGAGAGCAAUAGAGAGGAAGAUAAUGAGGGGACUGGUAAUAGUAUAUCGCAGCAGAGUGGACUGAACUCCACUGAUAGUUCAACUGCAAAUAAAAGUACAGAUUUGCCUUCGAAUGAUACGGUAUGAUAUUAACGGUAUUAUAUGAUAUAUUUUUCCUCGUUUAGAUUUACAAAAGUUUAUAAUUCCACCCGUGGCCGUCCCCAUCCCUGUUGAAAAUUUGAACUCCCCAGAGACUAACAGUCAUAUGACUCUCUGAAAGGGAGCACAAAAGUUUUGAAAUAACUGAAACUAUUAUAAUUAUGAUUUCGCUGGCCUCUAAUUAACUCGAAUAGGCAAUUCCAGCUUUUAGUUAUGCGUGCAGGGGGUGAUGGGAAGUAAAGUAUCAUAUUGCUGAUUAUGGUGAAAAAAUAAAAAUGGUGGCCGUGUAAAUAGGGAGUGAUAGCUUAUACUAUAAAUAUUGAAAUAUUUCGGUUGUUUCGGCAGUUUUUAUUGAAAUUUUUCAGCAUAAUCAGCGAUGUGAUACCUUACUUCCCAUCACCCCCUGCGCGCAUAAAUUAAAAGCUGGAAUUGCCUAUUGGUUUUACUUAAAAAUUGCUAAAAUGGCCCUUCUCACACUCCUUCAAUUAACAGUGAUGAUGCGCUGAUAAUACGCGACGGAUUUAAAUGUACCUAUUGUGUUUGUUCUCUUUACGUAGAGGUCCUACCGUAAAGAGUUAAACAAGUCGAGAGCAGAUCGAAGUCUUGGAUCUUCUGAAGAAACAGCAUAUAAGAAACCAAAGGUUUUAGAUUCGUCUGAAGACGGUCCCAAGAACAGCCAGGUAUGUAAAAUUGUGUAUAUUAUAGUCGCUGUCAAUUGUAUACGAACAGUGUCAGCUAUGCCAUGAUUUAGAGGUGAACCGCAAUUGAUAUCCAAUGGAAAGUCGAUGUUCAAUGGCUCUGAUCGGUGAUGUCUACCGAGCGCAGAGAGGACGACCAAAUAUGUUUCGACACAUGAUAAAUUGGACGUCUGAACCGACGUCGCGCCGUGUCGAAUGACUGUAUGUUUUUUGUCGAAUUAGGUUUAUCGAACUUAAUUAAUGGACCAUUUGCAUUAUAGACUAAGUUUUGGUCUAGACAAAAAUUUCAUCACAGCUUGAAAGAGCUUCACAAAAUUAGUAAUAUUCCAAAGUUUCGUUGCAAAAUGUGGUAAAAUGCGGAUAAUAUAGCCUUGCGAAAUUUGCAAUUUUCAGUCAUUUUGUAUUACAAACGGGAAAUUGAUGCCCCAACACCCGAUUGGGCUCUCAAUUUCCCGUGCGUAAUACAAAAUGACUGAAAAACGGCGAACUUCGCAUGGCUAUAUUAUCCGCAUUUUACAACAUUUCGCAACGAAACUUUGGAAUAUUACUAAUUUUGUAAUGCUCUUUCAAGCUGUGAUGAAAUUUUUGUGUAGACUUGUCUAGAUCAAAAUUUAGUCCAUAAUGCAAAUGGGCCAUUGAUUCAAAUGUUGCGCUUUUCGAAUUAGGUUCGGGCCGUUCGGCAAUGUUUUGGACCAGAUCUUACUAUAAAGAAUAUUGUUAUGGACAAAACAAGUGAUGGGCUUUUUAAUUCAUUAUUUAGCCACAAGACACUUCUUCUGCUGAAUUAUUUGAACACAUACGGAAUGAAUGCGAAAUGCAUGAUAUUCAAGUGUACGAUGCGGCAACAGAACAACAAAUACAACAAGAAGCAGUUCAUUAUCCAACUGAGACUGACGCGCAACACGAGACCGAGGAUAUGGACGAAGACUGGGAACUACCUCCGGGAGAAAACAGUCGUAUCGCUGAUGUGAAGGUAACAAGUUAUCUUGUUGACAGGUUUCAACAAACGUUCUCAUCUUCAGCUCACUGCCAAAACUCAAAGUUCUAUUAAAUUAACCAUUCUUUGCGUGAUUUUUCUUUCAGGAAGAGGAAAGUGAACGUGGUUUGCGAUUUAAACCAGACAAGACGCAGAGUAGCCCACAAAAAGAAACUAAUGAUGAUGAUGAAAUGUCAACUGAAGAUCAAGAUGAAGUCGGGAAAGAAUGGCAAGAUACCACAAGUUCUGUAUUCAUGGGGAAUAACCCAUCUUCUGCUGGUGGUGUUGAAGAUGUGAGUAUAAUGUGCUUUUAGGUUUUGUAGUUUACUGUAUUUUUCAGUGUAUUUUCCCGACCAAAUCCUGAUCGAUAUGAAGUUGUGGAGUUCUGUACUUUAUUGUAUUGUAUCCUGGUUUGACCAGGGCUUUAAAUUGGUAUUGGAAUUGGUUUCCUAUACUUCCGACUAGCAUUUAUAUUAUUUCCAUAGCGGGGAUUUAAAAAGAACUUCCAGUGUUUAUUGUAUUGUAUUGUUCAUGUUAUCAUUCUGCCUUUCUCCGCUGUUUACUGUCCUUUUCUAUUUUUACAGACUGAGGCAUUAGAUCCAGAGAAAUGUCGUAGUGAACUUGAAGAACUGUUGUGUAAAUGGCGUGAUUUAGAAAAAGGAAGCCCGGAAGAACAAGCCACUGCGCUUGAUGCUUGGCAUAAAUACGAACAGCUGACGUCAGCACACUCUCAGCAAUUGUGUGAACAACUGAGGAUAGUACUGGAACCAUCUGUCGCCAAUAAACUGAAGUACGGUUUCCUUGUUGUGUGUUCUUAGGUUUAACUAAAUGCCAUGUUAUAUAUGCAUGCAGUAAAAUCUUUAAACAUGGACAGCUUUUCACUUUUCAGAUAUUUUUUCGAAAAGAAAUUUCUAAAUUACUAAAACUUCAUUGACGACUUGACUUGCUCUUGUAUACGGUGAACAUUUCUUCUUGCCAAGUUUUUUGACGAGUUUAUCGUCUAUAUCCGAUGGUCUUUACUGGACGUCCAUAUAGUUCAGUUUAGCACUGAAAGAAUUAUCCAAUACAAAUAAUGUUGGUGAUUUUUAUUAGUCCUCUGACGGAGAAGAAUUCGGAAAAAAAACUGAUAGAAGUAUCUGAUAUAAAUAAAGUUUUUAAUUAUCUUCUGUUCAUAGUAUUAUUAUUAACAACUUUAUUGGCAUAUAAUAAGAGCACUGUCUAUCUUAUUAUAACAAGAACAAAUGUUAUGCCUACUGUGUAGUUCAUAUUAAAUUAAGUUUCUUAAAUGUAUAUAAUAUAUAGUAUAGACAAAAUAAUAUAUAUAUAUUAUAGUAAUUAAGGAGUAUCCCCAGGUUUAAGGCAUCCGUCUCUAAGGCAGAAACAUUUUGAAAUAAAGCUAGAAAAUAGCUCAAUUAUAACUAAGUCAUCGCAUGACACCACAUGCGUCAAUAAGUUUUGUUUUGAAUCCGUUGUAAUGUUCAUCUGAAAAAUAUUUUUUAAUAUAUUGUUUGCAUUGUUCCUAAUGCUACUGUAACUUGGACACUCGAAUGCAAGUAUGGAAGUUGCAGUUAGUGUGAAAAUUGGAUUUCCAUAUUUUUUCCAACGAAGAUCCAUUCUCCAACGAAGAUCCCAAACUCAUUAAUAAUUCAUGAGCAACGUAGCCAACCAUAUUGCUUUAUUUUGCUAAUGUUAUAGUACUAGCUGGAUACCUGGUGAAGUAUAUUGAUCCAAUCCUAGGACUGGAUCAAAAUUAAUUCACCUCACUUUAAGGAGUGAUAUAUAUUCGUAUGAAAUGUCAUUUCAAAUCCUCCAAAUCGGACUGGACUAGAUUUCAAGUCCUGGCAAAUUGCGCGGACUUGAAAUCUAGUCCAGUUCCGAUUUGAAAUACUACUGUUAGACAGUGCUUCAGUGAGCAACUCUUCAAUGAACUUUUUAGAGGUGAUUAUCGUACAGGAAAGAGAUUAAAUAUGCGCAAGGUUAUCCCAUACAUCGCAAGUCAGUAUCGUAAAGAUAAGAUAUGGCUAAGAAGAACAAAGAAAAGUAAACGACAAUAUCAGAUUUUAUUGGCUAUCGACGAUUCUUCCAGCAUGUCUGAUAAUGAAUCAAAACAGGUUGGUGUUUAUCAUAAAUAUUUUUAAGGGGCAUAUGACCCGAAAAUUGACAGUGUUAUUUUUUAGUCUAAUUUGAAAGAUCAUUGAAAACUGUAGACUAACUUCUUUGACGGAUUUUUGUUUUCUUGCUUCGUUUUGGAGAUAUUUCAUUUUGUAUGAUAUGCAAAGGACCAACUUUCUACGUCCCACAUGCACAAUGACUUACUCUAAAAAAAUAUAAUUCUGUCACCAUCACAUAGAUUCGCUCAAAAUAAAUGAAGAGCACGAGACUUGUCCAUAACAACACCCAUGUAGGUUUUCCACUAACUGUGUUUAGUCGUAUUAGAGAUAUACAGCUUUUAGGGCCAAAUCGUUAUGCAUAUGUGACGCAGGAAGUUGGUCCUUUGCAUAUCAUACAAUAUCUCCAAAACGAAGCAAGAAAACAAAAAUCUGUCAAAGAAGUUACUCCACAGUUUUCAAUGAUCUUUCAAAUUAGACUAAAAAUUAACACCAUCAAUUCGAGUCAUAUGCCCUUUAUGAAGACUUUAUGGAUAUCUCGCUUGUAGAACUGCACGUUGAAAGGUUUCGGCAUGUUGAUGGCAAUUUCGACGAAAUACUAUAUUCAUGUUUUAGACCUGAUCGUCAGUACCCACGGAUAGUAACCAGCUUAAAGUGUACUUUCCAUAUCUUUGAGUGUUAAAAGCUCAAAAUCGACUACGAAAAUUAUACUAUUACUCGCCGAAAUGUCUUGUACAAAGCCAAAAUCAGAGUUGGCAACAUAUCUAGUUUUGAAUUUUUUUCUGUGUUGGUGUAGUGUACUCAGGUGAAUAUGAUAUUUGUGGUGUUACUCUGAGUCUAUAUCCACACCGGGCGAGCUUGAAAAAUAUGCCCGGCCACGGUGGGAUUCAGUGUUUGACUCAGAGUAACACCACAAAUAUCAUAUCUAGUUUUCUUUAUUAAUGCCUAUACUCUAUGAAAAUGGCAGGUGGUCAGAAAAUACCAUCAAACAAAUUUUGUUGCACAUUCUCAGGUUUUGGCCGGCGGUCUAUAAGUUUGCUAAAAUCUGAACCUCUUUUUUGUACACAAAGCUACUGAAAUAUAGGGCUUUUUACUUUUACUUAUAGUUAGCCUUUGAAUCACUCGCAAUCAUCACUAAUGCUUUGACAAGACUGGAAGCCGGCGAAAUAGCAAUAUGCAGGUACGACUUCUUAUCGAAAGACAGUAUAUUGAGGGCUUUCUACAUUUUCUUGGAGCAACCUAGCUAAUCAUUUCUUACUUGUUUUUCCUGUCUAGUUUUGGAGAAGAUGUCCAACUACUUCAUCCAUUUCACGAGACGUUCACGGAACAAUCGGGUGCAAAUAUUCUUCGUCAAUUUCGCUUUGAACAAAAGAAAACAAAAAUCGCACAGGUAUGUUUUCGUUCCGAAAGGGUCUUGGCAUAUAAUGCGAUCAAAUAUGUGAACCCGUUUCUAAACUCUGACAUACAACCGAAAUGAGGAAUGUAGUUGAUUUUGAAGGGGCAAUCAGGGGUAUUUAUUGUUAUCAGUGACAUAAUUUUUUACCGGCCCCCAAUUUUGGACAGGUUAUUUUGUUGCACUAUCCAGGGGCAAUCUGAGGGCAAACAAAAGGGACAAAUUCAAGCUUGCUAAUAACACAGAAUACUAUACAGAAGGUCAUCUCCAUUGUUUUUUGCUUAAGCGCUAUUCGUCAUGAUUCGUCACUCGGCAAGUACCGUAAACAGAAGUAGUCACCCCCCUGGAAAUAUCCAAAAUGGCGCUUUCUUCCGAAAGCCAUGGAUAUUCCCAGGGGGUGACUUCUUCUCUUUUGGGUGCUUGUUGAGUGGCGAAUCAUAGACGAAUAGCACUUGCACAAAAACCAAUGGAGACGGCCUUCUGUGUAGUAUUUUGUGCUAAUGGGGGCAUUCCUCGUGCGAUUGUGAAUUUAUACACUUUACUUUUACAGGGAUUAGACGCGUGUACAAGUGUGAUGACGUCAGCAAGGUCACGUGUAAACAUCGGAAAUGACGUAUCACAACUUCUGCUUAUUGUUAGCGAUGGCCGCGGGAUUUUUCUUGAAGGGAUUGAGGUAGGUUUUUAAAUAUCACAAACUUACCUGAAAUCCUCUUUUAAAGGACAUUGGCAAUAAAAAAAAUUGUUUAGGUCAUUUGAAAGAACUCCUAAAACUAUAUAUUAAACUCUAUUACAGAUUGUUUAUAUCUUGCUUAGUUUUCAAAAUAUUUAGACUGAAAAAAGUGAGCUGUUCGCCAUCUUGGAUUGUUGAGGAUAUGCAUGUUACGUCAAGAGAGGCAGUCAUGCUAUUUUUUUAUCUUGAGAGUAAGCGAUGAAUAUGGGUGCAAAUGUCGUUUCUGGUUGCUGUCUGAAAUUUAGAAGUAAUUAAAAACAUUUCAAACAAUUUUGAAUUGUUCCUCGGUCAUUUUAGAGUAGUUUUAUAUGGUUAACCCAAUUCCUGACGUCAUCAAAACCAUAGUUAAUGUUGAGGUCAUGAAUUAGUCCAAGAUGGCGAACAGCUCAUUAAUUUCGGUCUAAAUAUUUCGAGAACUAGGCAAGAUAUGACAAAUCGGUAAUAAAGUUUAAUAUAUGAUUUUAAGAGUUCCUUUGAAUAAGACCAACUGAUUUUUUAUAUAGUGGCUAUUGGAGCUGGAGAUAUAUAUUCACCGUGUUUUUAGGACUAUCAAAAAAUUUAUAACUAUUUCUUUUUUAUUUUAGACCGUCCAAAGAGCAGUCAGAAAGGCAAGAGAAGCGGGAAUAUUUUUGGUAUUUGUGGUCCUCGACAACCCAACAAAUAAAGACUCCAUCCUGGAUAUAAAAUCUCCCAUAUUUCGGCCAGGCCAAAUGCCUGAACUCAAGUCAUACAUAGAACAAUUUCCCUUUCCAUUUUAUAUAAUUUUGCGUGAUAUCAGUUCGCUACCGGAGACGUUGAGUGAUUCUUUGAGACAGUGGUUUGAGUUGGUGUCGAAUAUGAGCUGAUAACGAUAUUAGUAUAAAGAUAUUAGUAUAACGAUAUUAUUUUUGUAUAAUGAAAGAUGAAACGGUGCAACCGGCUACAGAGUAGACACCAUACAGAGGUCUCACUUCUUAUUUAAAAUUUCAGCGUAAGGGAUUUCCGAGUCCGUCAUGUUCUUAGAAAAUGCCCUAAGGGGCUGACCA
This is a messenger RNA of Paramuricea clavata, 10833 nucleotides long. NCBI's taxonomy places the organism in Eukaryota, Metazoa, Cnidaria, Anthozoa, Malacalcyonacea, Plexauridae. The record is from the annotation of a GenBank genome assembly.